UCCCAACAAACACUGUGAAGUAGCUCAUGGACAGUGGAUGGAUAAACCUUUAACAGUCAUUAAAACUCCAGACAUCUUCAGCCUGUCUGUGCAAACAGUGAGAGAUGAGAUGAAGAACUGUGUGAGUCUUUGUCCUCCUGGACCAAAUGUCCUGCUGCUGUUAGUGAAACCUUCAGAUUUCACUGAAGAAAACAGAGAAACACUAAAGUUCAUCCUGAAUUUGUUUGAUAGAGAUGCCUUCAAACACUCACUGAUCAUCAGCACACAGUCCCAUCAGUGGGAGGAAACAAACGUCUCUGUGGACAAACUACUACAGGAAUGUGAUGGAAGACAAUACAAGAUGUUCAGUGAUGAUCUCAAACUGCUGAUGGCAGAGAUUGAGAAGAUUGUCUCCAAAAACAGAAUGUUUCUCAGUUUCAGAAGAGAAGUGACAUUAAAAAGGUCUGCUUUAAACCUGGUUCUGUUUGGGAGGAGAGGACCAGUAAAGACCUCAGCAGCCAAGGCUAUUCUAGGUCAGACAGAUCUUCCUUCAGCUUCCAGCUCAUCAGAGUGUGUUAGAAACCAGGGAGAGGUUCAUGGACGUUUGGUUUCUGUGGUGGAGCUGCCUGCCUUGUGUGGAAAAGCUCAGCAUGGAGUGAUGGAGGAAUCAUUCAGGUGUAUCUCCCUCUGUGAUCCUGAGGGUGUCCACGCCUUCAUCCUGGUCCUACCUGUGGGUCCCCUCACUGAUGAAGACAAGGGAGAGUUAAAGACCAUCCAGGACACAUUCGGCUCUAGAGUCAAUGACUUCACCAUGAUCCUGUUCACUACGGAGUCAGGUCCUACAGAUCCUAACUGCAUAGAGACUGAUAGAAACAUCCAGGAGCUCCUUCAGAGCUGUGGAGGAAGAUAUGAUGUUCUCAACAUCAAGGUUCCACAGCAGAUACCAGGACUGUUGGAGAGGGUGGAGGAAAGUAUCUCUAAGAGGGAGACUCUGUUGUCCUACACAAUUAAAACACUAGCAUGUGGCCAAAUAGAGGACAAAGCACAGUUCCAAGCUAAACUGAUGGACCCAAAGACCGACCUUGCAGACACUGAGGAGAGGAAGAGCCCAGAAUGUUUCAGGAUUGUUCUGAUUGGGAAAACUGGUAAUGGAAAGAGCUCAUCCGGAAACACCAUCCUGGGGAGAGAGGUGUUUAUCGCCAAACCAUCUCAACAUUCAGUCACAAAAUUCUGUCAGAAAGCCCAGGGUGAGGUGGACGGUCGUCCGGUUGCUGUUGUUGACACUCCUGGUCUGUUUCACGACAGUUUGUCCAAUGAAGAAGUUCAUGAUGAGAUGAUAAAAUGUAUGAGUCUUCUGGCUCCGGGUCCACAUGUCUUCCUGCUGGUGAUACAGAUCGGCAGAUUCACAGAGGCGGAGAGAGAGACUUUAAAAUUCAUCAAGAAAGUUUUGGGAAAGAAUUAUGAGAAGUUCACCAUCAUCCUUUUCACUAUGGGAGAUUUACUGGAACAUAACAGUGUAUCUGUUAAUAGCUUUAUUUUAGGUUGUGGGGAUUCCUUAAAGAAGAUGAUUGCUGACUGUGGAGAAAGAUACCAUGUGUUUAAUAACUAUGAAAAACAGGAUCGUUCACAAGUCAGUGAGCUCAUCAGAAAGAUCGACACCAUGGUGAAGGAAAAUGGAGGCAGCUACUAUACCAAUGAAAUGCUGCAGGAGGCUGAAGCUGCAAUACGGAAAGAAAUGCAAAGAAUCCUGAAGGAAAAGGAGGAAGAGAUGGAAAAACUGAAGGAGAAACUUGAAAGAAAACUCAAGGAAGAAAAGGAAGAAAUGGAAAGAAGAAUAGAGGAACAGAGAGUAGAAAUAGAAAAGGAAAGAAAACAGAAAGCUGAACAACUUAAAGAAAUGGAAGAAAACAUCAAUAGGGAAAGAGAGCAGAGAAAGAAAGAACAGAAGGAAAGAGAGGAGGAAGAUAAGAAAAGAAAAGAGGAGGAAGAACGACAGCAAGAAGAGUGGGAUCAGAUGCGCAAGAAUUUAGAAGAAAAAAUUAAGUCAGAAUCAGAAGAAAAAGAGAAAACAGACAAAAAACUAGAGCAGAGCAGAAAAGAGAUGGAAGAAAAACGAGAAGAAUGGGAGAAGUUAAAAAAAGAGUGGUGGGAAAAAAGAAACAAAGAGGAUGAAGAGAAAAGAGAACAGGAGCAAAAACUAAGGAAGUUUCAAGAGGAAUUUGAGAAAGAAAAGGAAAAAUAUGAAAAUAAAAUCAAAGAAGAUAACAAAAAAAGAGAGGAACUAGAAGAGGAUAAAAAACAACUGGAAGAGAAGUACAAAAAGGAAAAGGAAGACAUGAUAAAGAAUAAGGAAGAGGAGGCGAGAAAACAGGCUAAGGAAUUCAAUGAAUUCAAAGAGAAAUAUGAAUCUUUUAUAAAGCAACACAAAACAGAGAUAGAUAACCUAAAAAGAAAAUAUUGUUCUUGUCCUAUCUGUAAACAUUUAGCUUUCUUUAAAUGAAGUAAUAGGUAAAUGCUUUAAAAAUACUUGCACAAUCAUAUGCUGGGUCCGAUCAUCAGAGGAGACUAUAUCGUGAACUUUAUAUUGAACUCAGUUAACUGACGUUCGGACAGAUGGACAAAUUACUUUUUAACUCCCCGUCGGCCACGUCACUGCACCUCCCCGCACAGUGUCUGCACCAUAUAUCCUGCCCCCAAAGCAAAUCCCAUGAUGCUUUAUAAUGAGAGCUAUUCAAAAGCAAUCUUGGAUAUAUCAGCUUGUCUAGGGACCACAGUUACACAUUACUUUUCACGGUGCAUUGUGGGAAUUUAUGAAUCUACUUGUUUUUCAUCCACUAGACCAGUGAUUUUCAACCUUUGUUGAGCAAUAGCACAUUUUUAACAUUUACAAAAUUCACGGGCACACCACCAACCAAAAUGACGCUCUAACACGGUACAUAUUAUAUAGUUAAUAAUAUAGUUUCUAAAUGUAUUUAUAGUCAGUGUGAAACACACACAAAGCUCUUCCUCAACAGU
This is a messenger RNA of Cyprinodon variegatus (sheepshead minnow), 2994 nucleotides long. RefSeq names its product GTPase IMAP family member 8-like. The transcript has 3 exons. Lineage: Eukaryota; Metazoa; Chordata; Actinopteri; Cyprinodontiformes; Cyprinodontidae. Bases 38 to 2479 code for a protein of 813 amino acids. The record is from RefSeq and is a predicted model, not a curated record. Gene Ontology annotation, molecular function: GTP binding.